AAAAUUCGUCUGCCAAUUUCAUCAAUGAACUACGUGUAACAAAUGAUAACGCUAAAAAUUGUUAUCAUCAUUUGUCGUGGAAAUUGGUAAAGUCCAACCACCAUCAUGUUUAAAAAGAUGAAAAAGCAGAUAGAGGAGAAGGAGGCCAAGUCUCCUCUUCGUCCUCCGGAUCAAAAGAAGGGAAUAAACCAGCCCAUCAAGUCCCCAGGUGUCGGAAAUACCAGUACUAGUUCCACUCCAUCCUCGACACCAGAUUCGAAACCUGAUCGGGAUUCCCUAAAUUCAAGGAGGCCCCAGACCCCCAAUGACAAGACACCCAGCGGUGCGGAAGCCAGACCUAGAACCCCUUCCUCCAGCAGUACUACACCAGGAACCCCUAACCAGGGACCUCAGAACAAAGUCAAUACAUCAUCAGCUCCGGAGGCUGAACAAGCCAUCAUCAAACAAUCAACACCCUUGGAAAAUGCUGCAACACCGCCUCGGCCUAAGCAGGGUGCACCCCCAUCCCUGGGUGAAAGUCCCCUCUUCCCUCAGUACCAGGCCCCUACCAGCGUCUAUGAAGCGCCCUCUGAUACAGAGAGCGAGAUGGAAGAAUCGGGAUUGACCAUGGAUUCCAUGAGAAAAGAAGAGCUGUUCCAGCGCUAUAAGCUCAUGGAGAGGAGCUUGGUCAAAUACAGGACAAGAUACAAGGAGGCCUCAUCAGCAUAUAGAGACUUACAAAAGGAAAAUGAGAAAAUCAAGAAUAUCAUGUCACAAACUCAGGAUAAAGCACUCAGGAGAAUAUCAGAACUCAAAGAGGCAGCUGAACUUGACAGGGGUGCCAAGAUGCACAUGGAAGAAACAUUCCGUUUAUCUCUCGAGGAGAAAGAUGAGAUGGUGAAAGUACUGCAAACACAGGUUAAAUUAUUGAAGACAGGAAAGAGUGUUGAUGAGACUGAUAGCUCAGAUAAACCUCCUGCAAGCCCCUCUACACCAGCAGCCUCAGGGGAGGGUGAUGCUGCUACCAUGGAAACAGUCAACAACCUUAAAGAAAAGGUCAAACGCUUAGAAAACUUGCUUGGAAAAUGUAAAGAAACCAUUGGCAAGAACAAAGAGAGGACAGCCCAGCUUGUUAGCGAGAAAGAAGCUACGACAAAAGAAUUAGAACAAUUAAAGGAGCAGCAUAGUCUGGAGCAAGCCAAGUUUGCCGAGAAACUGAGCAAGGCCAAGGACGAGCUUGACCAGUCCGUCGAGGAGAAGGCCCUGGCCAUUGCAGAAACCAAACAGAUGAUGCACGGUGAGCUUGAAAACAGAGAGCAGCAAAUCUCAGAGCUGAGGAACAAAGCCCAGGCUGCUGCCAAUGAAGCUGAGGUGCUCAAAGCAGAAGGAGAGAAGAGCAGGAAGCAAAUUGGAGAGCUGAAAGCAGAACUAGAGAAGCAGUUAUCUGAAUCUGAGGCUCGGAGUGAUCAAGAGAAGCAGAGUCUAGCCCAAGAGCUCUCCAGGGGAAAACAAGCCGUCAUAAGUCUCAUGCAGAAGGAGAAGGAUGAUCUGAAGGAGGAGAUGUUGAAGGAGAAAGAAGCAGCGAUCCAGGAGAGGAACAAACAUUGGGAGGUUGUCAUGGAAACAAAACAAAAGGAAUACCAAGAAUCACUCCAUGCCAAGGAUCGUGAACAUGAACUGGCAUUACAGAGACACACAGAACAACAGCAAAGGAUACUGAAAGAGAAGGAAGCAGAGAUGAUGAUGGCUAUCGAGGAAAGAGAACUUCAGAAAAUGGCCGCCGUCAGCGCACAGGAUAACCAGAAGGACGAACUUCAGAGAAUUAUUGAUUCCAUGAAAUCUGAGAAGUUGGAGCAGGACUCGGCGCUGGAGCGGCUGCAGGAGAAGUACAAGGUAGACACCAAGGAGCUCAGAGACAAGAUAGAAGACAUCGCAUCUAGGAGCAAGGCGGCCAUCGCCAAACUCAGGGCGCAACAGAGUGAGGGUACACAAGAACUCAACCAUAGACACGAGGAAGAGAUGGCCAAUAAGAUUCAAGAGCUUACACAGGAGCAUCGGAACUACGUAGAGGAACUUAGACAGCAGCAUCAGGAGGCCUUAGAAGCUGCCAAUGUGGAAUCAGAGAAACUCUACAAGCAACAGAUGAAUGAUUUGAAACAGAAUCACGAGAAGGUCGUCCAGGAGAAGGUUGAUCAACUCCAGAGCCUGGUUGGAAAAGCUCAGGCAAUGAAGCAAAAGAUCCAGGAUCUGAAUGCACAGAAGCAUGAGAUGGAAGCUAAGAUAGGAGAACUUGAAACGAAGAUUGCUCAAGAAUCCGAUGGUCAUACCAAGCAACUAGAAGAAAAGGACAGAUCUUUGGAUAAGCUUGCCCAAGACCUGGCUGUAGUCAACCAAAAGAAAGAGAGCAUAGAAGCAGAACUUGCUGCAAGGGGAAAGGAAAUGGAGUCUGGUAGAGCGGAGCUAUCUGAAAAGUUGGAAUUGGAGCGUAAAGCUAAGGAGGAAAAAGAUGUUGAGAUUGAGAAACUGCGACAAGAGGUGGAGGAAAUCAAGCAGAAAUCUGAUUCCUUGACGCGGGAGAUUGAUUCAAAGAAUGCAGAACAUGAGAAUAAGAUCAGCGAGUAUGAACAGAAGCUUACAUUCCAGGAGGAGAACCAUGAGAAGGAGCUGAGUAGGAGGCUGGAAGCCCUGGAGGUCCAAAAGAACAGUUCUGUCAAUGAAGUUUCUGCAGAACUUGGAAAGAAAUUGGAGGAGGCCAACGAGUCACUGGGGGCCAAGGAGAAGGUUGUUCAGGAUCUGCAGCUCCGGGAGAAGGAGCUUCAGACAGCUAUGGACUCGCUGAAGAAUAAACUGGAAGGAGACCUCAACUCUGCCAAUGAGAUGAUCCAACAAGAGCGGCAGAGGCAUGAGGAAUUGGUUGGACAGCUUAGGAACAAUGCCCAGGAGCUUGCAGAGAAUAAUAAAAGGUGCAGUGAGGAAAUCAAGGAGUUGGAGAGAACAGGAGCGGAGAAGGAUGCUGCCCUUGAGAAGUUGAAAGAAUCUAUAGCGUCAUUGACUCAGAAUGCAGAAGACUUGCAGAGACAGCUUGCAGAUAAUGUUGCAAAGGUGCAAGAAGAGGUGAAUAAGGGAGAAGAAGCAGUAGCUAAGCUUCAAGAAGAGCUUGAUGGAUCAAAGGCAAUGCUUGAAGCUAAGGAAAAGGAGACAAUUGAGACAAAAUCUACCUUUGAAAUUGCUUUGAAGGAGAAAGAUGAUGACUUGAAUGCUUCAAAGGCAAAGACAGAUGAUAUCAAUGUGGAACUUGAAAACACAAGAAAAUCACUAGCCGAUGUAGAACUUAACUUUGCCAAAACAUCAGAGUCUAAUAUGAAUCUUGAAAAUAGAGUAAGAACUCUUGAGGAAUCAAUUGCCAGAAAAGAAGAAGAUCACCAGGAGGCGAUUGCCAAGAAGGAAAGUGAUUUUGAGGAAAGGUUGCAAACAGAGAGGGAGAACCAUGAGAAAGAUGUGGCCAGGAGAGUAGAGGCUUGGGAAGCCCAAACUCAAAGCUCUGUUGGUGAAGUGGCACAGGAGUUAGGAAGGAAACUUCAGGAGGCAAAUGAUACAAUAAGCCACCUUGAAAAUGACAUUGCAGAUUUGAAAGAAAAGGAACAGUCACUAGCAUCAUCACUUGAAGAAAAUCAAAGCAAGCAUGCAAAAUUUGUGUCAGAUAUGGAAAGUAAGGAAGCUGACCUAAAGGUCAAGGUUGAACAGCUUCAGAAGCAGCAUGAAGACUCUGUCUCCCUACUGGAAAGCAAAGAAAAGGAAAUCAGCAGCAAUCUCGCAGCAAUAAAAGAAAAGGAAGCUGAGUUGCAGGAGCGCAAGCUUCGGGAGAACGAACUGCUUGCCCUGAUUGACAAUGCAAAGACUGAAGGACAGAGCCAGGUCGAGGUUGUUAGCAAGGAAGUUGAAAACUUGCAGAGACAGGUCUCUGAAAAGGAUAACCUGUUGCUUGAGAAAUCCCAAUGCCUGGAAACGGAGGUCAGUGCUAAGAAUAAGGAGAUUCUCUCGCUUCAUGAACAGAUGAAUGCCUUAUCAGAAGAAAAGGCCGGAUUGGAACAAAAGGUAAUGGGAUUCUCAAAGUUGGAUGAAGACAAAGCCCUUGAGGUUGAGAGUCUAAAGGCAACAGGACUUAGGAAGGAUGAGGAAAUAGGAACCCUCAAAGAUGCUUUACAGGACAGGAUUAGACAUGAUGAGAAAGUUGCCACCCAAGUGCAGGAGUUGAAUCAGCAAAACACCAUGCAAAAUGAUGUCUUGGAGUCAUUGCGCAAAGAACUCAGAGAAGCAGUGGAACAGAAGGACUCAGAGCUCCAAAAACUUACUGAGGAAUUCAUGCAAAAAGAGCAGUCUCUGAAAGAAAGCCAUGAAACACACGUUGUAGAGUUACAAGAACAGAAAGAAUUGGAGCUCAAAAAGCUUACUGAGGAUUUUGCACAAAAAGAGGAGUCUCUGAAAGAAGGUCAUGAAACACACAUUUUAGAUUUACAAGAACAGAAAGACUCUGAGCUCAAAAAGCUUACUGAUGAAUUCACACAAAAAGAGCAGUCUUUGAAAGACAGCCACAAAACACAUAUUGUGGAGUUUCAAGAGAAAGUGAAGACUAAGCUUGCCACCUUGCGCAAAGAACAGGCUGAAACUACCCAGGCCAAAGACGAGGAGAUUGAACGAAUUAAAGGUGAAAUGGAGAGUAUGAGAUUAAGCAAUAUGGAAGAGAAGGAAGAACUGAAAAGGAAAGCUGAACAGCAGAUGAUAGAAUUCGAGGAAAAGCUUCAGGAGAAUUCAGAAAAGAGCCAGAGGAGAGAGGCUGAACUACAAGAGCAGCUUGGUGCCCAUCAGACCCAACAUCAGGAGGAAGUUGAGCAUUUGAAGAGAGAUCAUGAAGCCAUGCUCCAGGAGAAGGAGACUUCGUUCCAGGAGCAGCUGUCGGGUCUCCUAAAUGAGAAGCAUGUUGGAAUCGAAGAGGUAACCACACAAAUGCAAGCAACUCAUCAGGAACAGUUAGACAGGAUGAACAAUGAGAUGGAGGAGAAACAGAAGGAACUUGAACAAGUGAGGGAGGAAAGUGCAGCGAAAGAAGAAAAGCUGAAAGAACAGUCGGUUCAGAAGUUAAAAGAUCUCAAGGAACAAGCCAAAGCUAAGAUUUCCAAAGUAAUUGCAACUCACAAAGAGGAGGUAGAAUCUGUCAGGGAAGACCUGGAAAAACAGUUAGCGGCUGCUACCACAGAAUUGAGCUCUUUGCAAGAACAGAGGAAAGAGGAAACCGAAAAACAUAAUUUAGAGAGGACUGAACAAUCAGAGAAUAUUGAAAAAUUAGAAAAACAAACUGCAGAAUUACAAGAACAACUCUCUACUACACAAGAAGAGUUAAAAUGUGCAGCAAAUGCACACUUAGAAGAAUCUAAAAAAUUGAGAGAGGAACAUGAAAGGCAAAUUAAAGAUAUGGAAGAGUCAGUUGCCAAACAAGUCCAAAUUGUGUCUGAAAAUGACAAGCACCAUGAGGAGAUCAUCCAUAAUCUUGAGAGUCAGCAUUCAGCAGAGAUGACUGCGAAGGACAAAGAACAGAAAAGCAAUCUUGAGCAACUAGAGCAUCAACACUUUGAGAUGAUUGAAUCAAUGCAGAAGCAAUUUGAGGAAACCCUCCAGACUGUGAAGGCAGAGAAUGCUUCCCUCAAGGAACAGCUUGUCCAUUCUGAGGAAUACAAGUCGAAGGCCAAUGACCUGGUAGACAGUAACCUUGAUCUGCAAGUCAAGCUGAAGGCAUCCGAAGACCAAAUCCAGCUGAUGGAGCGAGAGAUGCAGGACUCUGCAACAUCCUCAAAGAAGCGGUUGAACGACCUGGAGGAGGAGAAGCGGGAAGUGGAGCGGUUACUGCAGCUCCGAGAGGAAGCCAUCACCCAGGGUGACAACAGGGUACAGGAGCUGGAGGACGAGAUCAGCACUCUCCAAGAGACCGCUCAGUCCGACUCCAAGACCAAGCUGGCUGAACUGAAGAAGAAGGCAGAGGCCAAGUUGGUCCAGAUCAAGAACCAGUUCUCUCAGGAUCUGACCAACCGGCAAAAGGAGAUGGAGGAAGCCAUGGACAUGAAAGAAGCAGACUUUUCUGAAGCUCUGAGAAGGAAGGAAAGCGAGGUGGAGGAGAUGAUGGCAAGGGCAGCCAGCUUGGACAGACAGAUGGUUGCAAUGGAAAUGACCAAUGAACAGACCGUCUCAAGUCUAAUGAAGGAGAUUGGCGAUCUUAGAGCUCAGAUGCACGAGGAAAGGGCUUCGGCUGACAUAAUGGUUGUAGAAGCCAGAGACCAGGUGCAGAAGGAGGUCACCCAGCAGGUGGAAUCCCAGAUCACGGCCGUCAGGGAGUCGCUACAAGGGGCGGAGGUUCAGCAUAAGGAAGAGAUCGAGAAGAGGGGUAGAGAGAUGGAGGAGCUCAGGAAUAACUGCAAGGAGCUGGAGAUGAGGCUAGAAACACUGAGUGAGGACCACAAAGCUGAAGUGAAAGAACUAACCCUGGUGCAUGAGCGCAACCUGAGCACGCUGAAGAAGGAACAGGAGGAGAUCAUCACCAAGAAGGAAGAUGAACUAAACUCCAACCUCAAGAAGAUUCUUAGAGAGAUGAACAUCAAGAUGGCGGAGAAGGAGAAAGACAUGGAGACGAUGAUGAGAGCGACAGUUGAUAAAGGCCAGUCAGUUGAAGAGAGGAUGGAGAAAGAACACAGACAGAUCACCAAUGAGCUGCAGGUCCAGCUGGAUGAACAGUCAAGAGAACUUGAGACAAUCAGUGAGAAAUAUGAAGAACAACUUAUUGGUGGGGAGGAGAUUAAGGGGUAUGAGGACAAGGAGGAGAUGUAG
Molecule: messenger RNA, 6852 nt
Organism: Lytechinus variegatus (green sea urchin)
Lineage: Eukaryota; Metazoa; Echinodermata; Echinoidea; Temnopleuroida; Toxopneustidae
Product: golgin subfamily A member 4-like
Exons: 21
Coding region: 106-6852 (2248 amino acids)
Biological process (GO): Golgi vesicle transport
Cellular component (GO): Golgi apparatus
Molecular function (GO): small GTPase binding
Source: RefSeq, a predicted model, not a curated record